AACAUUUUCUUCCUUUCACAAGCACAAGCUCUCUUUCACAAGCACAAGCUCUCUGUCUUCUCUCUUCGAUCAGCGAAUGAUGCAGAAAGUUCAAACAUCAAUGACGAGCACUGAAAUGACAAUUGUGAUCAACGGGUUCUGUAACUGUGAUGGAUGCAUACAAAAGGUGAAGAAGACACUUGGUGAACUUGGUGAUGUCAAAUUGUUAGCAAUGAACCCUGAGAUUGGAAAAUUCACAAUCUUAACUGCUAAACACCCUGAAGUAAUCAAAUUUUCUCUAGAGCGUACUACCGAUGUCCAUGAUAUAGCCAAAACAUUGAUGACAAUAUUACACGCCAAAGGAUUAGAAAGUGUGGAAUACAAUCAAUGGAGCAGUUUAAAGAUAAACUUCACUAAUCAUGGGAUCCAACCAUCUACCUCUAGAUCAUCAUCCACUAAAAUCCAAAAUGUUGCGGGUUAUAAUGAUUUUGAAUAUGCUCCACCAUUGCCACCAAAUCCUGUUAAGCCAUCAGCCCCUUUCAACAAUCCCUACAACUGA
Molecule: messenger RNA, 538 nt
Organism: Lactuca virosa
Lineage: Eukaryota; Viridiplantae; Streptophyta; Magnoliopsida; Asterales; Asteraceae
Source: the annotation of a GenBank genome assembly